Drosophila sulfurigaster albostrigata is the source of this 3170-nucleotide messenger RNA. Its product is annotated as transient receptor potential cation channel protein painless-like. The coding region runs from base 384 to 2948 and encodes 854 amino acids. Gene Ontology annotation, cellular component: membrane. NCBI's taxonomy places the organism in Eukaryota, Metazoa, Arthropoda, Insecta, Diptera, Drosophilidae. The transcript has 3 exons. Gene Ontology annotation, biological process: monoatomic ion transport; transmembrane transport. Gene Ontology annotation, molecular function: monoatomic ion channel activity. The record is from RefSeq and is a predicted model, not a curated record.
AUUUCACAAGAGUCAGUCACUUCGGUCAGUUGUAUAGUUAAUUUGCUGUUCAAGUAGUUUGUUAAAUUAAUAUAAAUUGAAUAUACAAAAAAAUAAUAUUGGCUAAUUUAAAAUGGAGAAUUAUAUAGAAGUUGGCAAUUACACGGAUUUUGAGAACGCCAUUACGAACGUGAAAGAUGCCAGCGAAUUAACAAAUGUUUAUGAAAAAUUGCUAUCAAUGCCGCAACGUUCACGAUUCCUAAAAUUAUGUUUAGAAAAAGGCUGUAAUAAAAACUAUGUGAAUUGUGAUACUGGAAAAGCUGCCAUAAACUAUGCUGCCGAAUCAUUGCAUUUCACUAAUCUAUUCCUGUUAAUUUAUUUUGACACCAAUACGAUUACCCAAAAUGUGCCCCAGCGGGGAAGCAAUCAAAGAAACGUUCAAUAAGAAGAAGAACACGGCAACUACCUCUCCCAAAUCUAUCUUAAAGACUGCAGAUAAGAUCGAGGGCAAGAUGGACAAAUCUGUGGUCAUAAAUAUACCCGAUAUACCCAACUCUAAAUAUAUAGAAGAUAUAGAUCAUAAAUACAAAAACCAAACGGCACUCAACAAUUUAGCCAGCCAUUUAACUUCAGAAAAUGCUGGUGAAGUUCGUGAGUGCAUGGAACUCUUGCUUCGAAAUGGCGCCGCAGUGAAUGCAAUGGAUGAUUCCGGGGAAGUACCGUUGAGCUACGUGUUAAAGAACACUGAGUUGAGUCCAAAUGAUAAAUACGAGCUAAUUUACAUGCUGCUUCAGCGAUAUACAACAGCGGAUUUAAUUGCCAAAGAGGCAUGGAACUAUUUGGAAACUAUCCAUAUGAAAAAGCAUUCAGAACUUAAUAGAGACAAUCUUGAAGAGAUGAUAUUUAAGCGAGAGAAUCAACAAAAAGAUAAAGAAGACCUCUAUUUAAAACGACGACUAUCGGAUGUUUAUAGAAGAAACAAUUCACUGCAAGGUAACUAUAUAAAAAAUCUAUUGGAAAGAUACGCCAAUCGAGGCGACGUAAAUGCCAUGAAGAUGCUGCAACAAAUAUUGGGUACAUUCUCAAGAAAAGAUAUUGAUAUUGAUUUCCCUCUUAUGUGUAAGUCUUAUGGCAAAAAAGUCAUUCAAGAGCUGCUAAAUACACCCAAUCUGCAAAUCGAUUAUGUGGAACUCGCUAAGGACUUUAUUGAAACGAUGCCUUCAGAAUUCGACAAAGAAGAAGAACACAUAAAACAUGUAGAACUAUUGCAAAUACUGCUAAAGAGAAGAAAUGGCCUCGCUAGUGCUGCGGAUGAAGAGGGACUUCCUCUAUUAAGUUAUGCAGCUUUGAAGCGCAACGAAGUGGCGGUCAGAGUGCUGUUACGUCAUGGAGCAUAUAUGGGCAUGAGGAACGACUACAAAGGGCUGCCGAUCAAGAACAUCCGACCUGAGGUCAUUGAAGAGCAUUUGGACUACUGCAUUCAAAUGGAUGCUGUCAAAUCGAAUGAUAGCAAUAUAACCAUGGACUUUACAAAUAUUUGCCAUCCACCAAACGGACCCAAUACAAAUCCCACCCUACGUUACAAUGAUAUGUCGACCAUCGCUCAUAUCAAGAAAUCGAGAAAUCUACACCAUUUACUUAAUCAUCCAAUAGUGUCGACUAUUCUGGUACACAAAUGGCAAAAGUAUUCCAAAUUCUUUUACACUCAUUUCGCCAUAUACUUAAUUUUUAUAAUACUUCUAACCACACUUAUUGUAUCGGAUUAUCGUUCAAUCUCAUACGCCUGUUUGCCCUUCAUCGUUUACCUCAUUAUUCACGAGGUGGUCCAGUAUAAAAUUUCACCUGUGCACUACUUCCGCGAACCUUUCGUCAAUGGCCUGGAUAUCUUAGUUAUCAUCCUUUCAAUAAUUGUAUGCUGUCCAUGGUGCACAUCUCGAAAUUUCGAGACAUUCGCAGUGCUAGCUUCAUGUUUCAGGCUAUUUUCUCACAUGAGUUUGAUGCCCAUCGCGUGGAUAUCGAAACCUUUUCGUAUGCUAUUCAUGGUUAUCAACACUGUAUUCAAAUUAAGGAUACUUAUAUUGGUGGUCUUUCUAUUCGGAUUAUGCUUCUACAUUCAAAACGGAAAUGGAACGCAAGUGAAGUCAGCUAAUAAAACGGAGUCUAUAAGCUUCGACUUUGACACCUUCGCUUCGGCACUAAUGAAAUCAACGAUAAUGGCAAAUGGAGAGUACGAUGCUGGUAAUAUUAAUAUUACAAGUCUAUGGCAAUAUCUUCUUUUAUUUGGAACGCAAGUGAAGUCAGCUAAUGAAACGGACUCUAUAAGCUUCGAUUUUGAUACCUUCGCUUCGGCACUAAUGAAAUCAACUAUAAUGGCAACUGGAGAGUACGACGCUGGUAAUAUUAAUAUUACAAGUCUAUGGCAAUAUCUUCUAUUAUUUGUGUUUGUCAUCAUCGUGGGAAUUUCUUUAUUUAAUCUGCUCGUGGCGAAAGCAUUGAACGACAUUCAGUUAAUUCAGAAUCAAGCGGAGAUUUUUAGCGCCAUAAAUCGCAUCAAUUUUCUGAACACCUGUGAAGUCUUACUUUACGCACCGUUCUGGAAUAAAUUUGAUCAGUUUAAACUUUUCAAAAGGCCGUCCGAUAAUUCUUUAAGACAGAUUACGAUACGUCAAUACAAUUAUCCUCUAAAAAUAUCGACUGUUUACUAUAAGAAUAGAAAUAAGAGUGAUAUUGUUAUUGAAGUUAAUGCAGCCGAUAGUGCAAAGAAUAGUAAUUGUUCACAAAACAACAAUACUGAUCGUGUCUUAUCAUCGUCUUCGGUUGGCCAUAAAGUUGAUAUCACUACCCUUAAAAAAUCGAUUUUCGAUUCAUUUAAAACUAAUGCCAUUGACUAUAAGUUGUUCAAACGUGCAGUCGAAAUUGCUGAGAAAAAUUCGAGCAAGGAACCGCAAACUAGUCAAGAAAUUGAGUAGCGACUGAAUAAUUGUAGAGAAGACUUCAAAAAAAAAAAAGAUGAGUUGCAAAGUGCGAUGAAGCAACAAUUGAUCUUCAUGCAAAUUAGUUAGCAGCAACAACAAACUGAGAUUAUCGAGCAAUAAUUUAAGCGUUUUGAAACCAUCUUACAAAGAAUAUAAUCUCAAAAACAUCAUAUAAUUUUAAUAUCAUUUCUAGUGUUGUUUCUAUUAAUUUGUAUA